AGAUGUUGAAGUCGUUGAGGAGAUCUUAUUUCUCUCUUAUCCAAGUCAUAACUUAAAUCUAGUGGAUGUGUGUUUCUGUGCAAAAGUUUUAUGUUUUUGCUAAUUCACAAACGACAGUAAAAUGUCUUGGCAUAUAAUGAAGCUUUUUUUAAAAGUUUCUAUCUUCUGGAUUUUGAGCAGUGGUGCAGAUGCUGACAUCAGGAGGUUCCGAAGAAGUAUAGAUUUACCAGCAGCCCAUGCCUUAAUAUCAGACGCCAAGUUACCACGAGAAGUUUCACCAGAUUCUUACCAUUUAGCCUUAAUUCCUGAUAUUGUACGUGGUACUUUUUCUGGUACCGUUAAAGUAAAUGUCACAUGGCAAAGUGAAGCAAAUAAAGUUGUUCUCCAUGCUCAUCCUGAUCUGCAAAUCGUACAUGAUUCUGUGAAAAUCAGGAGCAUAAAUGCGUCCAGGCCUUCGCCAACAAAGUCGCCUUCAAGUACGUUAACAGUAUUGAGCACAGAACGACAUCCAAAACGACCAGUUUACAUCAUAAACCUCAGUGAAAAAUUGCAACGUGGAGCUCAUUGUGAAUUGUACUUGGAAUUUUCAGGAAAUAUUACAGAAAAUGGUGAUGGACUAUUUAGGACAAGUUAUGAAGACCCUCAAACUGGAGAAAAAAGGUGGCUGGUGGCAACACAGUUUCGUCCUAAUCUUGCCCGUCAAGUUUUUCCAUUCCGAAGAAGUAUAGAUUUACCAGCAGCCCAUGCCUUAAUAUCAGACGCCAAGUUACCACGAGAAGUUUCACCAGAUUCUUACCAUUUAGCCUUAAUUCCUGAUAUUGUACGUGGUACUUUUUCUGGUACCGUUAAAGUAAAUGUCACAUGGCAAAGUGAAGCAAAUAAAGUUGUUCUCCAUGCUCAUCCUGAUCUGCAAAUCGUACAUGAUUCUGUGAAAAUCAGGAGCAUAAAUGCGUCCAGGCCUUCGCCAACAAAGUCGCCUUCAAGUACAUUAACAGUAUUGAGCACAGAACGACAUCCAAAACGACCAGUUUACAUCAUAAACCUCAGUGAAAAAUUGCAACGUGGAGCUCAUUGUGAAUUGUACUUGGAAUUUUCAGGAAAUAUUACAGAAAAUGGUGAUGGACUAUUUAGGACAAGUUAUGAAGACCCUCAAACUGGAGAAAAAAGGUGGCUGGUGGCAACACAGUUUCGUCCUAAUCUUGCCCGUCAAGUUUUUCCAUGUUUUGAUGAACCAGGAUAUAAAGUACCUUUUGAAAUCAGUAUAGCUCGUGCCAGGAAUAUGACAGCUUUAUCCAACAUGCCUGUUAAAGAAACAACAGACAAGCCUGAUGAUCCUGAUAUGGUUUGGGAUCACUUCUUAAAAAGUCCGCCAAUUUCUACGUUCAGUAUUGGUUUUGCUGUUUCAGACUUAUCCUACAUCACAGCAAAUAUAUCCGAAACAGAAACUGAAGAUUCUGCAACAGAAAUUCGAGUGUGGGGUCGAAGUGACUUUUUGGAACAUGCUCAAGAAGCCGCAGAAAAAAUAAGAACUGCCUUGAAUGUAUUGCAAGACUAUUGGCAGGUUGCUUAUCCAUUGCCUAAAUUAGAUUGUAUAGCUGUUCCUGGUUUGCAAAGUGUUAGACCGGCGGAUAACUGGGGGCUUAUUUUAUUCAAAGAAAGUACUUUGCUAGGUAGAGGAUAUUAUCAAAUAUCACAAGAAUUGGUUUACCAAUGGUUAGGUGCUUUGGCUACGCCAUACUGGUGGAGUGAUGCUCACGUGAAUAAAGCUUUGGCAGGAUUUUUAUCUGCAUACACAGCCUUAAAGAUUGAUAAUGGUUCCGAGCUGGAAGGCAAAUGGCCAAUGACCAUAUUAUAUUCAAUAUAUUACGAAUUCAGCAAAAGAUAUCCUCAUUCGAGAAUAACAGGAAUGAAACAAGAAACGACAUGCAGUAAAACCGAAUUAGUUUUCAGAAUGUUGAACUACACUUUGGGUGAACAAACUUUCAAAGCUGGAAUGCAAAGAUUUAUGCUAGACAGGCAGUAUACUACGUUUUUUGGAGAUGACGUCUGGAAAUCUCUUACCGAUCAAGCUAGACAUGACGAUGUUCUUUGUGAUAAAGUUUCAGUAAAUGAAAUAGCUGCUUCCUGGAUUACCAAAGACAGAAUUCCAGUAGUGACAGUUACUAGAGAUUAUGAAGCAAAAACAGCUAAAAUCAAACAGGCAGUAUAUUUACGUGAAAGGCCACAUGAUGUUCCAGAGCAAGAUAAAUUAUUAUGGUGGAUACCUUUAGUUGUAGUGACACAGGAUAAAUUGAAUUUUACUAAUUCCAAACCUGUAAAAUGGAUGAAAAAGGCAAGAGAAGUCACUUUGGAAAACAUGCCUGAGUCAGAUCAGUUUAUCAUUGUCAAUCCCGAAGAAAUAGGUCCAUUCCCUGUUAACUACGAUGAAAGGAAUUGGAAUCUUUUGGCAAGGUACUUACUGGAUCCAUUAUCCAGGCAUUCAGUGCCCGUGUACACACGUGCAAAACUGCUCCAUGAUGCUUGGAACUUGGCAUAUGCUGGUGAUCUUUGUUUUACAGCCGCUUUUAACAUGACUUUGUUCAUGAGAGAUGAACGAGAACAUUUAGUUUGGGAUCCAGUUUUUACCAUGAUCGAUCAUAUUGGAAGGCACAUCGAUAGCUCAGAGGUCCACAAGAAAUUUGAGAUUUAUGUCCGAAUUCUUCUAACUCCUCUUUACGAAGAACUUGGUCCAGAACCACAAGAAAACGAAGAAGGUUGGAAAACAAAUUUGAGGCGUUUGUCUAAAAAUUUCUUAUGCAGAGCUGGUUACAAACCUUGUAUCGAAGAGGCUCAAGCUGCUUACAAACAGUGGAUGGACAGUGAAAAUCCUGAUGAAAGCAAUCCAGUUCCCAAUCAAUACAUAUGUCCAGUUUUCAAAUGGGGCACUAUGGAGGAAUGGGAAUUUGGAUUGAACAGGAUUAUAGAUUUCCCAUCUUCAAGGAAAGCAAGUGAAAGGACUUAUUUGCUUAAAACAUUGGCAGGAUGUCCUAUACAGUCUAAUAAAAUUGAGAGAUUAUUAAAUAUAACGAUUUUGGAGCAAAAUGGAAAUUUUACUGAUAAUGACAUAUUCUUAAUAUUCAGUAUGCUGACUGGAGGAUCGCGGGGAUACACAACUCUUUUUACGUUCUUGUCGAAGAAUUGGGAUGUCAUCAAAAUCAGAUUUGCCGACAAAACAAAUCUGUGGGACAAUUUAAUAUCAUCUGCAACAAGUGUGUUUACCACCCAAGAAGGUCUAGACCUCGUCAAGGGUCUUUAUUCUCAGAGAAAAGGAGAAUUUGGAAGUGCUGAACAUAUUAUUGAAAAAAGUAUUAGAAAUAUUAAAGAAGAAACCAAAUGGAGUGAUGAUAAUUUACCAGUUAUCGAAAAAUGGCUUGAUAAUUAUUUGAAUAAUAAUAAUAAUGCAGGAGCCAAAUUUAUGGGAUAA
Messenger RNA from Ctenocephalides felis (cat flea), 3463 nucleotides. Its product is annotated as endoplasmic reticulum aminopeptidase 1-like. Gene Ontology annotation, cellular component: cytoplasm. The transcript has 18 exons. The record is from RefSeq and is a predicted model, not a curated record. NCBI's taxonomy places the organism in Eukaryota, Metazoa, Arthropoda, Insecta, Siphonaptera, Pulicidae. The coding region runs from base 122 to 3463 and encodes 1113 amino acids. Gene Ontology annotation, molecular function: metalloaminopeptidase activity; peptide binding; zinc ion binding. Gene Ontology annotation, biological process: proteolysis; peptide catabolic process.